This is a messenger RNA of Clonostachys rhizophaga, 1152 nucleotides long. The record is from the annotation of a GenBank genome assembly. NCBI's taxonomy places the organism in Eukaryota, Fungi, Ascomycota, Sordariomycetes, Hypocreales, Bionectriaceae.
AUGGACUCAACACUGAGCUCAACGUCGGGCACCUCGGGGACCGCGACGGUGACGGGCCCCCAGACGCAGAGAGACCUCCACGCCCUCCAGCUCUGCGAGGAGGCUUUCCAUGCCGAGUUUGAGGGGAAUUUCGUCCAGGCAUAUCACUGCCACGCACAGGCCGUCGCCGCCCUCCACACCCUGGUAGAGGACUCGCGGUUCCUCGAUCGCGAGCGGAAGAGAGUCGCGAAGAAGCAGCUGAAAUUCCACCAGGCCAGACUCAACGUCGUGCGGCCUCUCAAAGAUGGAAUUACCAACCCCUCAUUCGUCAUGCUGCCCUCGGUAUGGACCGCUCGCGAGGAAUUCCGCGAGAUGCGCACCGGACCCCUCGGCCAAUCCCUGAUGGCGAUCACAUUUGAUGACAUCUGGCUCGCCAAUUUUCAAAAGCAAAAAGAGGAGGAACCUGGGCUGGCCCCAGAACAAACCAUGGCCCAUUUGCUGCAAACCCCUGUUCCCUACUACUCACCAACUCUACCAUCCAAGGAGCCCGCCACAGUAUAUCACAUCUCCGUCAGCCAGGAAAAGUUCAAGGUGGGCUCCUUCAUGUACUAUAUCAAAGUCAAGAGCGACACGCCGGAGCGACAAACGCUCUACACCCUCCAGGCCCACAAGCGCACCAAGCACUCAAUAGACAAGACCAGCCUCUACCGCGCGACCGAGUUCACCAAGAGGUGUCAAAAGGUCGUCGUCACCCCGGUCAAGCCGGGAUUCACCGAGAUUGAGGAUUCAUUCAAGGGACGGCCAAUGACCGUCUACAACGACAUGGGAGGCCGCAUCGAGGAGCAGCCCGACCGCCUGGAGAAGCCCGGAUGGGGGCCGCGACGGUUCGUCUACGGAGGCAGGAAUUUCGUAUGGGUGACGGAGGGCACGAAUGAGUGGGUGCCCCAGACGCUCUACGAGGUGAGCGAGAUCCGGCCGAAGCCUCGCAGCAGGACGGGCAAGAAGGAGCACACGGUUGUGGGGUCCAAGAUUUGCUGGGGAGAGGGCAGGUUUGGGUUGAGGACCAGUUCGGCUCUGUGCAUUGCGGCCGGGGUGGACCAGGUAUUCCGCGAGCACAUCUUGAGCGUGCAGCUCACUAGAUUUGCCAUUAUUCUGCAUGGGCAUGACAAGUGA